AUGGAAGAAGGCACUUAUCUUGCAAAGCCUACUGGAAUUCAGACAGCAUGGCUCUUGGCGACCCUAGGCUCAAAGAUGCACGCCAAAAAAUCAAUUAGAAAAGAGAUAUUGCAAAUCUCGAUUCCAGAAGUUUGUGAAGACCUAAUGAACAUAGGUCAGGAUAGAAAUAUUAGAUAUUCAUCUAGUAUCCUUUAUGGGAUCAGUCUAAUGUACAAGUCGAAGGUGAAUUAUUUCUUGAAUGAUAUUUCGUUGAUCAAAUCCCGAUUGACUAAAGACUUGUUUUUGAAAAGUAUUGCAACAAGCGAGGUAGCAAGUAAUAUGACACUUCUUGAGAUAGAUGGCCAACAAAACAAUGUCAAGACCAAAGGAGUUCAGCAUUUCUUACAGAAUGAUCCUUCUUUUGAUAUUAGCGUUGAUUUGGUUCCUCCUUUAGAUGUUGAUGAUUCCUUAUUUCAACAUUGCAAGAGAAGAAAAUUGGAGAUCAAACAAUUCGAUCAAGAUAUCUUCCCAAAUACUGCAUUUCACUAUUCAACCUUCGUAGAAAACUCCUUAGAAAAUGGACAGAUGAAUGAAUUUCAGGAUACACACCUUCAAACUAUUGAAAAUUUCAUGGAUCAAGAUUUGCAGUCAAUUGGAGAAUUGAGUGAUGAAGCGGAUGCGGACGCACCUUCAAGAAAAAGACAAAAGCCAAGAGGUCGCGGAUUCCUUACGGGCGAUGGAGCACGAGACGUAGAAUUGAGUUUUGAAUUUGAUCAUAAUGGGGACCUCGUGGCACGGGAUGGUUCAGAGGGAAAUGAUGGAGAUAUCACUGGUCUUGAAGAAUUUGAUUUAAAUGCAACACUUAGUUUCGAAGGGCCCGUAAUUGAACCAACGAUUGAUAAAACAAUAAACAACGAUGAAAACUUUCACCUAUCAACCACAGAUAACCAAACUAGCGUAACUCAAUUGCAGAUUAAUAAAGCUAAACCACAGAAAGAGAAAAGGGAAUUUCAUAACUUAUUCGUUGAUGCAACCAAUGAUUUGAAAAUAUCAAGCAAAACGAUGGCGAAAUCAGUUGAAAAUUACACACAAAGCAUGGAAGAGCUCUCUAAAUUAAGAAGAGACGCUAUGGCCGAAACAGUGGCUUACAAUGAUUUGUUAGAGGAAUUCAAUUCUCAGCAGACACCCUUUUUGAAUUAUGUGAAUAAGAUCAUUUUUAAAAAUAAGUUUUCAUUGCCAAAUCUAAAAUUACCUACAGUUAGUAGGAAUACUAAAUUAUCAGAUAACUCUUUGCUAGCUAUGAAUUCCAUCAUUAAAGAAAUUCAAUUGAUGUCCAGAGUUCCCAAUGAUGCAGACCACGAAUUAGGUAGGGAUGUUCAAGAAAGUACACUAGUUGAAGAGAAUCUUCUUAACCAACAAUACGAUUUCGAAUUAGAUGAUGCUGAGCGUGAACCACAUUCUAUAGAUCAGUCACGAACUGAUGUGUUUGAACUAUCCUUCAAUGAGCUAAAUGAAGACGAGCUAAGAAAUAGACUUACUUCAAAGAGUUCUCAACAUCCUCACCAUAGCAGCAGACUUGACGAUGAAAUCGAACACGAUUAUCGCCAGGAAGAUUUCUUAGAUCACCCACUAGAUGCAAAUGCAACACAGACGCAAACUGCAAAACUCAAUUACCAAAUAAUCAGGUUUUUGAACUUUUUGAAGGCAAGGCAUGACGUGAUCGGGGAGCCGUUUCAUCUGAAUCAAAUAGAAUUGAACAGAGUAACGGAAGGCUCGCAACUUUCUGUCGAAGGCAAUCACGAAGAAGAUGGUUUAACAAAAACCUAUUCGAAGAUCAAGUUCUCAGAUUUGAUUCCAAACAUGAUCACCAGUCAGGAAAGAGGAGAGGCAUCAAUCAAUAGAAAAUUAGCUGCAAAUUCGUUUUCAAGUAUCUUGGCUUUAGCGAGCAAAAGUCUCGUGAUGAUAGUCGUUCCCGACCAGCUUGGCGAAUUUCAGUUGUUGACUGGCGAUAAAAUUGAAAUUGUGGUGGAAGUGUGA
This is a messenger RNA of Priceomyces carsonii, 2016 nucleotides long. RefSeq lists its product as uncharacterized. The coding region runs from base 1 to 2016 and encodes 671 amino acids. The record is from RefSeq and is a predicted model, not a curated record. The transcript has a single exon. Lineage: Eukaryota; Fungi; Ascomycota; Pichiomycetes; Serinales; Debaryomycetaceae. Gene Ontology annotation, molecular function: protein binding.